AUGAAAGAGAAGGUAAACCUGUAUCCAGCUAGAGUUUUAAGUCUGGUACUCUGUGUCUGCAUGUUAACGACAAUCCUAGGAUGUAUAUUUGGCCUGAAGCCUAGCUGUUCAAAAGAUGUGAAAACCUGCAAAGGUCGUUGCUUUGAAAGGACCUUUGGAAGCUGCCGUUGUGAUAGAGAUUGUGUCAAGCUUGGAAACUGCUGCUUAGAUUACCAGGAAGCGUGUAUACAACCAGCCCACAUAUGGACCUGCAAUAAAUUCAGGUGUGGAGAGAAGAGGCGACCAGAAUAUCAUUGCUCCUGUUCAGAUGACUGCGUGGACAAUAAAGAUUGCUGUGUCAAUUAUCACGCUGUUUGUAAAGGAGAGGCAAGCUGGGUUGAAGAAGAGUGUGAGGACAUUACUGAACCUCAGUGUCCGAAAGGAUUUACCGAGUCUCCGGUGUUACUGUUGUCAUUGGAUGGCUUCAGAGCAGAAUAUCUGCAGACUUGGGGUGGACUUCUACCUGUUAUUAGCAAAUUGCGGAAAUGUGGAACAUACACUUCCAAUAUGAGACCAGUGUAUCCUUCAAAAACCUUUCCCAAUCAUUACUCCAUCGUCACAGGCCUGUAUCCUGAAUCUCAUGGUGUAAUUGAUAACAAGAUGUAUGACCCCAAAAGAAACGCAUCCUUCACACUUAAAAGUGAAGAGAAGUUUAAUCCACAGUGGUACCAAGGACAGCCUAUUUGGCUAACAGCUAUAUACCAAGGUCUGAAAGCAGGUACGUUCUUUUGGCCUGGGUCAGAUGUAGCAGUUAAUGGAACCUUUCCAAACCUGUAUGAAGAAUACAAUAGCUCAGUCCCCUUUGAAGAAAGGGUGGUAACUGUUCUUCGCUGGCUGCAGUUACCUGAAGACAAAAGACCACACUUUUACACUCUGUAUUUAGAAGAGCCAGAUUCCUCAGGCCAUCAGUUUGGACCAGUAAGCAGCGGAGUCAUUAUGGCAUUGCAGAGAGUGGACAACAUAGUAGGGAUGCUGAUGGAUGGUCUCAAGCAAAUGAACUUGCAUAAAUGCCUGAACAUUAUUUUUGUAUCAGAUCAUGGGAUGGAAGCAGGGAGCUGCAGAAAAACAGCAUAUCUGAACAGCUAUUUGGACAGUGUUGAAGAUUUCAUAGUAGUACCUGGUCCUGCAGCUCGCAUAAGACCUAAUAAUGUUCCAGAUGAGUAUUUCUCUUUUAAUUAUGAAGGUAUUGUCAGAAACCUCACAUGCAUAGAACCAAAUCAACCUUUCAAAGCUUAUAUGAAACAGCUGCUGCCCAAGCGUUUCCAUUAUUCCUAUAAUGACCGGAUUGAACCAUUGCACUUUUAUUUAGACUCUCAAUGGCAGCUUGCUAGGAAACCGCUGGAGAUUAAAAGCUGCACAGGUGGAUUCCAUGGCUCAGACAAUCGCUUCCCCAGUAUGCAGGCUAUCUUUAUUGGUUUUGGACCAGGAUUCAAGUCUUGUACUCAAGUUGAUCCAUUUGAAAACAUUGAAGUAUAUAAUUUAAUGUGUGAUUUGCUUGAUUUGAAACCAGCCCCAAACAACGGAACUCAUGGAUGCCUAAACCAUCUUUUGAGGAACCCUGUUUACACCCCGCACCAUCCCAAAGAAGCAAGCCAUCCUUCUGAAUGCUCUGUGGUGGGACAGAGAGCCUUUUCGGUGAGCCUUGGCUGCUCCUGCAGGACAGCGGGCUUGCCAAUAAGGGAUUUCCAUCAGCGUUUAAAUCUCACUGAAACAGAAGUUAAGAAGACAGAGAAGCUUACUUUGCCCUACGGACGGCCCAGGGUUCUGCAGAAGAGACUUAAUUACUGCCUCCUUUACCAUUACCGCUAUGUCAGUGGAUACAGCAAGGACUACAGGAUGUCUCUGUGGAGUGCGUACACUGUUAACGCAGAUGACAAAUGGGUUUCUACUACAGAAGAUACCUCCAGCUGUUUACACAAGGAUGUUCGUAUUUCUUUUAAUCAUAACCAGACAUGUUUCUUUUACAACAAUCAUCCUCGCCUAACUUAUGGAUUCCUUUCUCCUCCAAAUUUUAUGACAGAUGCAAAGAAACCUCACUAUGAUGCCUUGCUUACCAGCAAUAUUGUGCCAAUGUAUCCUGCGUUUAAAGUGUUAUGGAACUACUUCCAUCAAUACCUGCUACCAGAAUAUGCUGCAGCCAGGAACGGUGUCAAUGUAGUCAGUGGUCCUGUGUUUGAUUAUGAUUCCGAUGGGCUCUAUGAUACCCCAGAAAAGGUGAAAAGACAUCCCAGUAACUCAGAAAUUCCAGUUCCAACUCAUUUCUUCGUUGUGCUGACUAGUUGUAAAAAUACUUCUGAAACUCCUCUGGAGUGUGAAGGGUCUCUAGAUGCCUUGUCUUUCAUCGUACCUCACAGAGAAGACAACAGUGAAAGCUGUGCAGAUGGCAAGUCUGAGUCCAUGUGGGUUGAAGAGAGAAUGAAGUUUCAUACAGCUCGGGUCAGAGAUAUAGAAUUACUUACUGGACUCAGCUUCUAUCAAGACAGAAAACAGCCAGCAGCUGAGAUUUUACAGUUAAAAACAUAUCUACCAACUUUUGAAAUGAUCUGAUUUUUCCUAUGGAAUGUUGUUGUCCGUUUCACAACUGAUUUGUAAAUAGACUGUUUUUAAUUAAUGAAAACUUUUGUUUAAAAUAAGCUGGAACAUUUAUUGAGAACUCUUGACCAAAACGCCAGUAGGGAGGAGAGUGGGUGCCAUAUUUGUAUCUCAGGGACUGCUGAUGGACUAUGUAUAUAACACAGGAUGGCAGCUCCUGUCAUUCCCACUUGAAUGUGGUAGAACCAUGUCCAUUAUUAAAUGCCAAUAGCAUUUGAUCAUCAUAGUCUGAGACACGAACAGAAAUGUUACCUUUUAUAUGCACUGGAGAGGGAGAAGUUUAUAAAGCAUGGUUAUGAUCAAU
This is a messenger RNA of Opisthocomus hoazin, 2935 nucleotides long. The record is from RefSeq and is a predicted model, not a curated record. NCBI's taxonomy places the organism in Eukaryota, Metazoa, Chordata, Aves, Opisthocomiformes, Opisthocomidae.